ACCGCCCUAGGCGUGCACGAGAAAUCUGAAAUAUGGUUUUUCAGCUCUGCGUUGGAGACUAUGGCGAAAUUUUCCACACUUCAAGCUUUAUCUAGAGCUUCAAGAGAAUUUAAGUUACAACCACCGCACAUAGAGAGCAAUAUGCUUGUAUUACAAAAAGAUAAAUUUUCUAAAACGCUUGAUCUACUGGGCUUGAGUGUGCCAAAAGGGUUGUGUAAGAAAGUAAAGGAAAGAUAUAGCUCGUGCUUUUUAUCUUUACCUAGAGUAAAAUCAGUAGUCAGAGACCCUCAUGAUGCAAGCCGGCGUAUACUUUUGUUUACGCCGUUAUUAAAGGAAAAGAGCUUGAAUCAGUUACCCGAAGAAGUCGUUUCAGCUUUACUCCAGUUUGGUGACGUCGUGGAACAUUCCGUGUGUUUAACCUUUGAUUACUGGCAAUUGGAUCAAAUUUUUAAAGCAAUUUUACCGUUUAAUCCAGAACUCGUGACUCGCAGUUUUGAAACAGUAGGACACAUUGCUCACUUGAAUCUUCGUCCUUCUCAGGAAAAGUAUAAGUUUGUUAUUGCGCAGGUGUUUUUAGAAAAAAAUAGUAUUAUUAAGACCGUGGUGAACAAAUUAAAAGCAAUUAAUCACACUUUCCGGCAUUUUCAGAUGGAAUUACUUGCUGGAGAAAAUAAUUAUAUCACUGAAGUGCGUGAAAAUGGUAGUCGAUUUCGAUUUGAUUAUUCUCAAGUAUACUGGAAUUCCAGACUUCAGCAAGAGCAUCAGCGGAUUGUAAAUUUGUACGCGCCCUACAAAGAAAAAAGCUCCACCGAAGAUGGGCACGUCAUAUGCGACGUGAUGGCCGGUGUCGGGCCCUUCUCGCUACCUCUUGCUAAACGUGGCCUUUUUGUAUACUGCAACGAUCUCAAUCCUCAAUCUUACUUGUGGUUUUUAGAAAACAUUAAACUAAAUAAAAUUAAUAGCGAUAGAAUCAAGAUUUACAAUAAGGACGGCCGGCGAUUCCUCAAAGAUCUCGUGCAAAUUAUUGAUAAUGACUCCACUUUGCCGUGGUUUGACGUAGUUCUUAUGAAUCUUCCAGCGUCCGCAGUAGAAGUUUUAGAUGUCUUUAAUGGCUUGUAUCGGAAUAUUAAAAGGACUGCAGUAAUGCCGACUAUUCACUGCUAUUGCUUUCAUUUGGACAACGAGCCCGUCGAACAUCUAUUUCUUAAAGUAAAAAAACAUCUUGGCCCUACACUAAAAUUUGAUUCUGUUAAAUUUUUCCAGGUCCGGAAAGUUUCGCCGAAGAAAAGUAUGUAUUGCGUUAGUUUUAAGCUUCCAGAAGACAUCGGGUUUGGCUUCUUCACACCGGAUUAUUUUCAGCAGAAUUGCUUGCGUCACUACUUAAGUGAAAAUGAAGGGAACUGUGCAGAGAGACAAAAAAAAUUUAAAAAGUAG
This is a messenger RNA of Zophobas morio, 1434 nucleotides long. RefSeq lists its product as uncharacterized. NCBI's taxonomy places the organism in Eukaryota, Metazoa, Arthropoda, Insecta, Coleoptera, Tenebrionidae. The transcript is spliced from 13 exons. Bases 61 to 1434 code for a protein of 457 amino acids. Gene Ontology annotation, molecular function: tRNA (guanine(37)-N1)-methyltransferase activity. The record is from RefSeq and is a predicted model, not a curated record. Gene Ontology annotation, cellular component: cytoplasm. Gene Ontology annotation, biological process: tRNA N1-guanine methylation.